Molecule: messenger RNA, 2345 nt
Organism: Opisthocomus hoazin
Lineage: Eukaryota; Metazoa; Chordata; Aves; Opisthocomiformes; Opisthocomidae
Source: RefSeq, a predicted model, not a curated record
AUGGAUGAUGACAGCCAGGAUGAACUGAUAAACAAAAAUGCUGCAGUACUCAAGGGCAAAAGACAGCGUCUCGCGCUCCUCAGCGAAACAGAAAGCAGUGGUGAAGAUAGCUGUGAUUCAGAAGAUGAUACCGGAAGUGAGGAGGAAAAAGAUGACACCAAGGAAGAAGGAGGUGAGGAGGACAAGGAAGAAAGUGAAGAUGAAGAAUUAGAAGAUGGCAAAGUCAAUGAUGAAGAAGAGGAAGAGGAGAAAGAAACUGAGGAUAGCGAAACGUGCCCCAUUUGCCUCAACACGUUUAGGGAUCAGGCUGUUGGGACUCCUGAGAACUGUUCUCAUGAAUUCUGCCUGGACUGCAUCGUGGAGUGGUCUAAGAAUGUAAACUCCUGUCCGGUGGAUAGAAUCCUCUUUAACUACAUUAGCGUUCGGGCACAUUUUGGUGGUAAAAUCCUAAAAAAGAUUCCUGUUGACAACCCGAUAACUCGGGGUAAUGAUGGAGAGGAUGAUCCAACCUUCUGUGAGGUGUGUGGCAGAAGUGACCGCGAGGAUCGCCUGCUGCUCUGUGACGGCUGUGAUGCAGGGUACCAUAUGGAAUGCCUUAAUCCACCUCUGAGUGAAGUCCCUGUAGAGGAAUGGUUCUGUCCAGCCUGUGCCCCCGUGGGCAUGGGUGCUGCUGCAGAUACAGAUCAUGUCAGUGAAGAAGAGGAUGCUGCCCUCGUGGCUGAUGUUAUUGCUACCACCAGUGGGCUACGCCCUCAUGUCCGAACCCGAGCUAUAGCCAGAACUCGACAGAGUGAACGAGUUAGAGCAACAGUGAACAGAAACCGGAUAACAACAGCGCAACAAAUUCAGCACGUGCCAAGGUACCUCACGUCCUCUCUUGUGGAUGAAACAAUUGAGGCAGUUGUCGCAGGCCUAAACACAGCCAUCUACCAGCGUCCUCUUACACCAUGGGCUCCUACUAGACAGAAAAGAAAAAGAGGUAGGAGGAAGAAAGUAGGAGGCAAAAAAAGAACUCAGACAAAAUCUUCUGCUGCAAAGAAGAGUUCAGGGAUACAGCUGAAGAGACGCAAGCGUCUGAUAAAGAAGAGAAGGGGAAAAAAGCAGAGAAUGAAAAAUGAGGUUACUACUCGCUCCCGUAUUGCAAGAACUCUUGGUCUUAGUAAACCUGUGCGUGGGGCCUCGAUUCCUUCCAUGUACAAACCAACGGAGCCCUCGCUUGGUGUGAUGAGAGCAGAUAUCGGUGCAGCCUCUCUGUCUGUGUUUGGAGAUCCAUAUGAGUUGGAUCCUUAUGAAAGUAACGAAGAGGUUCCAGCAAAUCCAGAUUCACCAGUGAGUGCCAAAAGGAGAGUUCUCUCCCAGUCAGCACUGAGGUCUCACCGUCCUGUGGCUAGACCUAUUUCUGUGGGACUUUCCAGAAGCAGUGUACCUGCCUUGAGUCCUGAUCAAGAAGCAGAAGCUGCCCCUGUGCCUGAUCUGUUGGGAAGUAUCCUGUCUGGACAGAGCUUUCUCAUGAUGAGUAGUUCAGAUGUGGUCAUCAACAGAGAUGGUUCACUGACGGCGAAGAACAUAGGGAUGCCGUUUUACAGACUUCAGCGAGCAAAAGAAGGGGCCUGGAAAGCGGAGGACUUGAACCAAACGUUAUAUCAGGUGUACUGUCAAAAUAUACCUUUGAUGCCAGCUCUGCCCUCAAGCCUUCCCCCCUAUGCCCCUGUCAGCCAGCCCACGGUUCAGUUUAUCAUGCAGGGUAGUCUUCCAGCACUUGGCUGCAUGGUAGGACAGAGCCUGACUCCGGAGCCGGGCAGCCUGGUUACGGCAUCUGAACCAGGAAUCCAAGCUGCUUCUGUUGGAAAUGCAGAAGAAAAGAUCAAAGCACCCAAACCUCCAGUGGAUAAAACAAAAAACGAGGAAUACAUGAAGAAGCUUCACAUGCAGGAAAGGGCUGUGGAAGAAGUGAAACUUGCUAUUAAACCUUUUUACCAGAAGAGGGAGAUUACAAAGGAGGAGUACAAGAACAUUCUUCGGAAAGCAGUGCAAAAGAUCUGCCACAGCAAAAGUGGAGAGAUCAACCCUGUGAAGGUGGCUAAUCUGGUGAAGGCAUAUGUGGAAAAAUACAAACAUAUGAGGAAACAUAAGAAGUCUAAUGGUGAAGAUACACGUGAAGUGGAAAACUGAGAGCAAGCCACAGCCAGCAUGACUUGGACUGGACUUACUCUGGCUGCAAACACUAUGCCAGAGGGAAUAAUAGAUCUGCAGUUGCAUCUCAUUGAAAUAACAGUGCAGAGAAGCAAGAUUAUAAUAAGACUUAUCUGUGGAACCUUUUUUGAAUUGUUUCCAUAUGGGAAUGA